AUGACAGAUCCUUCAGUCGAGAAAAAUUUAUUAAAAGAAUUUGACUCGCUCAUUACACCUGAUACGCCUGAGAAUCCGGUUCCCAACUAUGACGCCUAUGCAACAUGGAAUGAAACGGAUGUACCUGUUUCACCGACUCCCAUUAUUGUUUCGUCGACGUCAAAUCACCGAGAACGUAUCAUCGACAAUCUAUUUCCAUCAUAG
This is a messenger RNA of Ambispora gerdemannii, 204 nucleotides long. Lineage: Eukaryota; Fungi; Glomeromycota; Glomeromycetes; Archaeosporales; Ambisporaceae. The record is from the annotation of a GenBank genome assembly.